Sorghum bicolor (sorghum) is the source of this 2027-nucleotide messenger RNA. RefSeq lists its product as uncharacterized. The record is from RefSeq and is a predicted model, not a curated record. NCBI's taxonomy places the organism in Eukaryota, Viridiplantae, Streptophyta, Magnoliopsida, Poales, Poaceae. The transcript is spliced from 7 exons. Bases 134 to 1564 code for a protein of 476 amino acids.
AGCUAUUGAACAAACGGUUGUUUUGGCGUGUUGCAGCAUCCGUUUUUUGGGCCGUUUGAUCUGGUUCGAUCCAUGUGUUUUGGACCUUCUGAUAUUUUUUCCGUUUGUUUGGUCUGUCCUUGUUGGAUAUGUGAUGCUGACAUGUGGGGUCCAGUUGUCGGCGCCGCACUGUUUAAUUUUUUGGGAGUCGCGCUCAUUUAUUCGCUGCCGUUUCCCCUUUCCCCAUUUCGCUUCGUCUUCUUCCUGGCGAUUUGGCUCUCUCCGCCAUUGGCGACUCCUAGGGUUUGGAGAGAUGGUUCGAAAAAGGCCUCGUGGUGUUGUUGAUAUAUCUAGUCCUGAUAUUUCUGAGAAUGAAGAUUUGAAUGAUGUGCAGUGUUCUCAACCAAAUUUUAUGGAUUAUGAUUCAUUUCAGACUUCUUCGGAUGCUAUGGAUGUUUCUGAUGGUGAUUCUUCUAGUGAUAAUUCAAGUUUUGAUCGACAUCUGUAUGAGGACUGUUUGAAGGAUUAUGAAAAGUUUAGAAUUAUGAAGAGAAGGCUAAAAAUGGCAUUGAGGCAUAAGGCUAAGAAGGUGAAAUCUGUAAAGAAGUCUAAGGCUGGUUUCACAAGGUUUUCUGCCACAGCUUUUAUGAAUGUAAUCUCCUCUUUGUCUCCUGAGAAGAAGGAUGUUAUUGCUAGCUAUGGGUUUGGUUCAUUGUUGCUGUUUGAUAAAUGCUUUGUGCCCAAUAGUUUGGCUAAGUGGGUUGCAAAUUUGGUGGAUUCCAAGUCUGGUGAUAUAGUUCAUGAUGGAAAGGUAAUCUCAUUGACUGAAGAAUCUGUUCAUCUGGUUCUUGAUCUUCCUAUUGGUACAAGGCCUUUCCCUUCUGAUCCUAGUGUUGGCAAGGAUUUUAUUUUAUCAAAGUUUGGGAAGUCUAAGAUUCCGCCGGUAUCUUUCUUUGCUGAUAAAUUGAUCAAGAAGGAUGAUUUGUCAGAUGAGGAUGUGUUUAUCUGUUUCAUGAUAGUUGCUUUGAGCAGUUUCUUGUGCCCCAAUACGAACACCAUUCCCAGUCCAAAGUACUUUGGUAUAUUUGAAGAUGUUGAUCACAUUAAGGAUUUCAAGUGGUGUGCUUAUGUGCUUCAGUGGUUACUUGAGCAUGUGAAGGCAUUCAAUGGUGGUAAAGAUGCUAAAGCAAAGCGUUGUUUGGGUCUUGGUGGCUGUUUGUAUUACCUUGCGGUUGUUUACCUGGAUCAUAUUGAUUUCGGUCAGAGGCAACUUGUAGAUUCUAUUCCUCGAAUAUGUGUGUGGAAGGGUGAUUUGAUUAAGUUUUAUGCUAAUCUUGAUAUCAAAUCCCCUGGUGUUUAUGGUUACAGACCUUUGCUUCCCUUUGACAACACAUGCUACUACAAGGGUUCGUCUGGAGGUUGCAUUGCCCCUGCUUCUUUCGAUUCCUGUAGACAGAUCUGGACGGGUGGUCUAGUAGUUCAGGUAAGUUUCCAUUGUCAUGACCUUCUUGUAGACAGAUCUGUAGAGGUAGCAAGGCCUUCUUGUAGACAGAUCUGGACAGGUGGUCUACCAGAUUCGUUCUGACCUUCUUGGUUGGCAAGUUUCCUACUUUUAUGUUUGGAUCCUUGGUUUAUUUUGUUUUCUGGUUUAAGUGCUCUAUACUAUCUUAGUUGGGCUUUGGACAUAUGAAUAUCCUCAGUUGGGCUUUUUUAUUUAACAGGUGCUAGGUGGUUUGUGUAAAAGUUUAGGCUUUGACUAAGGAGUUGUUAUUUUGUCUUGUGGGCUUUGUUUUGGGCCUUCUCAGUUUUAAUUCACUAGUAAGCUCCCAUCCUUUUCUUUUCACAUUUUCUGUAUAGUUUAGGUUUAUUUAUAUUUGAUCAUUAUUUUUUUUACAUAAUUGUACUCAAUGUAAUUUCUUCAUAGUCCUAGUGUAAUUUUUUUUCAGGCUAAGUGACUGUAACUUGCCCUUUUUUGUUUUUUGCAUUUGUAAAGUUUGUGUAAUUUUUUGUAUUUUUGGUUUUGACUUCAAUAGAAAAUAUUUGUUAUA